CCGACGCAUUUGCGACACGAGCCAUGCCGCUCUACUCGCCUGUUAAAGUCGAACCGGGGCAUCGGGUCGCCGAGUCGAGCAGCAGAAGCAGCGUCGGCAGCAGCAGCUCACCCGAUGCGCACGGCUCCACCGGGUGCUUGCACACACGUGCCGUCAGGUCUGGCGCCGGUGUAGGCCACGCCAACGGCAGCGCCGGCAACGUAUCUGCGGGCCGACUGAUGCAAAAGUUUUCCGCGGGCCUGCGGUGGGGACGCAAGAUCCGCGCGGGCGAGGUGAUUCAGGACGACGAGGACGAGGACGUAAAGACGGGCCAGAGAAAGAAGCGCAAGCUGCUGCGAUAUCCGGCCUGCUCGACUUGCUCUGUCCCUCUGCACCGCCCCUUCAUGUGUUUCGAGUGCGCCGCGCUCUGCUGCCACGGCGGUCCUAGCAUAAACACUGCGCCGAGCGACUCGUCCCACAUGCUGGCGCACUUGAGCAAGACGGGCCACAAACUUGCGUUCGAGCUACACACCGGCACGAUCCUGUGCGCAGGGUGCAAAGACUACGUAUUUGAUGCCAAGUUCGACGAGGUGUAUAGGAAGGAAAGCGCACGGGCAAGAAGGACGCAUAUGGCAAACGGAGACGAUGCGCGAGACGGAGAAACUGCAAAAGUUGAGCUUGAACUGAAGCGCAAGCUAGCGAUCGCAUGCAAGCGUCCACGAGGGCUUCGCAACAUGGGCGCAACGUGCUACAUGAACGUGAUCCUGCAAUCAUUCAUCCACAACCCCAUGCUCCGCAACUACUUUUUGUCCGACCGGCACAAUUCUGCGCUAUGCACCAAUCGUGAAAACUGCCUAGCGUGCGAGAUGGACGCCGUCUUCAGCGAGUUCUUUUCUCGCAACAGUGCACACGCCGCGUUCGGGCCAACCAACUUUCUCUUUUGCCUGUGGCUCGCGCGAGAGUCGGCCGAGCUGACGUCGACUGGACAGCACGACGCACACGAGCUCUUCAUUAGCGCACUGAACGGCGUGCACAACGCGCUGGUAAGCUCCACGUCCGGCCUGAGCCAAUUCAGCGCAGGCGAAGCAGAGAGGCCGAGCGCCAUCCCUGCUUUUCCCUUUGAAGAUGUCGCGCCGCCCUUGCCGCUCGAUGCGCUCGAUCCGAACUUGCCACCUGGCAGCAGUGGCAACAGUAGCCAUCACGACCCGUGGAGCCACCAGGGUGCCGGCUCGCACCCUCGCAUGUGCCCCUGCGUUGUGCACCGCACCUUUGCCGGGGUGAUGCAGAGCGACGUGUCGUGCCAGCGCUGUGGUCGGAUGAACAGCACUCUGGAUCCGUUCUUGGACCUCAGCUUGGACCUCCGGACGGAUGCCAAGAAAGGAAACGGCGCUUCUGGUGGCGCGCUGGACGAUGCUGCAGCGGACGGGAACAAGAAAGGGUUCAAGAAGAAGGGGAUCGAGGCUACCAAAGCGGCCAUCAAGAUGCAGAAGGACUCGGAAGGUCCCGAGGAGCAGGACCUACUCGCCUGUUUACAAGGAUACUGUCGCGCUGAAACGCUCGACGCAGCGGCGUACACGUGCGCGCAGUGCGGCAUGGGCUCACAAGCCACCAAGCAGUUGAGCAUCUCGCGCUUCCCGCCAAUUUUGUGCAUUCAGCUCAAGCGCUUCGAGCACAGCGCGACGGCGGCAAAGAUUGAUGCGCAGGUCCGCUUUCCCCUCGAGCUCGACUUGCGCGAAAUCACCACCGGCACGAUACGCGGGGACGGGAGUCGCGUGGAUCAGGAUCCAGACGCGUACAUGUACGACCUGUUUACGACUGUGGUGCAUGAGGGGACGCUGAGCACGGGUCACUACACUAAUUAUUCCAAAUGGAGAGGCCAAUGGUACUUUUUCGACGAUGACAAGGUGCAAAUGGCAUCGGAGAAAGCGGCACUGAACGGAGGCGCGUAUCAGUUGUGUUACAAGCGACGUGCCCUCUUCAAUCUCCCAGGCUGGGAUUACCGAUCGACUUGAAAGUGAAAGCCUUCCUUUGUAUUGCUUGUCAGGCGUACAUGUUUUACACCGAAGAAGCCAUAGAUGCUAAAUGUGACUGUCAUUCCAGCC
This is a messenger RNA of Tilletiaria anomala UBC 951, 2081 nucleotides long. Its product is annotated as cysteine proteinase. Gene Ontology annotation, molecular function: cysteine-type deubiquitinase activity; zinc ion binding. Gene Ontology annotation, biological process: protein deubiquitination. The record is from RefSeq and is a predicted model, not a curated record. The coding region runs from base 24 to 1991 and encodes 655 amino acids. NCBI's taxonomy places the organism in Eukaryota, Fungi, Basidiomycota, Exobasidiomycetes, Georgefischeriales, Tilletiariaceae. The transcript has 9 exons.